AAUUCUGGAGCGGACCCUGGGAGAGUCAGAAACACAUCCGGUGUUAGAAGAGCUGCGUAGGCUCCUGGAGGCUGGUAAGAAGGUGAGGUGGCCUUGGCUUUGCUUGGUCCUGAGCCUUGUGGGCGUCUUUCUCGAAGUCCGCGCAGGAAAGGCGUCGCUGGGCGGUUGUUUUUUUCUUGGACCUACUUGCUGGAGCUAUGAUAAGCGGAGGCUGUGUCCCACAGACUCUGGCAUCAUGAACAUAUUUGAUCGGAAGAUCAACUUUGAUGCACUCUUAAAAUUUUCCCACAUAACCCCCUCGACACAGCAGCACCUGAAGAAGGUCUAUGCCAGUUUUGCCCUCUGUAUGUUUGUGGCGGCCAUGGGGGCCUAUGUCCAUGUCGUCACUCAUUUCCUUCAGGCUGGCCUGCUCUCUGCCUUGGGCUCCCUGGGGUUGAUGAUUUGGCUGAUGACAACACCUCAUAGCCAUGAAACUGAGCAAAAAAGACUGGGACUUCUUGCUGGAUUUGCUUUCCUUACAGGAGUUGGCCUAGGUCCUGCUCUGGAGCUGUGCAUUGCCAUCAACCCCAGCAUUCUUCCCACUGCCUUCAUGGGGACAGCAAUGAUCUUCACCUGCUUCACCCUGAGCGCCCUGUAUGCCAGGCGCCGGAGCUACCUCUUUCUUGGAGGUGUCUUGAUGUCAGCCAUGAGCCUGAUGCUCUUGUCUUCCCUGGGGAAUCUUUUCUUUGGAUCCAUUUGGCUUUUCCAGGCAAACCUGUAUGUGGGGCUGGUGGUCAUGUGUGGCUUUGUCCUCUUUGAUACUCAACUCAUUAUUGAGAAGGCUGAAAAUGGAGAUAAGGAUUAUAUCUGGCACUGCGUUGACCUCUUCUUAGAUUUCAUUACUCUCUUCAGAAAGCUCAUGAUGAUCCUGGCUAUGAAUGAGAAGGACAAGAAGAAAGAGAAGAAAUGAAAUGACCAUGCAGCCUUUCCCAUUUUGACCUCUGUCCCUCCAACCCUCAUUUCCUCUUUGCACACAUUGCAGGUGGUGUGUUCUGUGAUAAUGAAAAGCAUCAGAAAAGCUUUUGUACUUUGUGGUUUUCUCUAUUUUGAAUUUUUUGAUCAAAAAACUGAUUAGCAGAAUAUAGUUUGGAGUUUGGCUUCGUAUUCCUGGGGUUCUUCCCCACUCCCUUUUUCUGUCCAGCCCGUCCCUAGCCUCUUCCUCUGCUCAGGCAGCCAGCUGGUCACCGCGAUGAGGAGUGGGACCCACAGCAGAGCAAACUCCAGGAGUCCGCUUUCCACCCGAGCUUCACCAGGUGCACCUGAACUGUUGGGUAGAGCUACUUUAGCUCUUUUCCUCAGCGUUGUGUGGUUUGUGCAUGUUCCUGUGGGGCUGGGCAGUGUGCUUUCCAUCGGAGAGGAGUUUGGUGGUCCUGUUGUAAUUCAGGCUCAUUACAUCUGAGCUACUGUCAACCCCUACAAAGAAAACGAAGAGCCUCUUCUGUUGGAUGCUUUGCUUCCUCUGAGCUGCCCAAGCUGCUGCUGGUCUGGCAAACACACCAUUCUGUCUUGCUAUCCCAAAAGGAAUGUGGAUUGACGUGUUCCCUUUCCCUGUCCCUGGUCUGACCCUCAGGGAAUCUGCCGCUUUUCCAUCCAUGGGGCGGGAGGAUUUCAGCACAAAGGAAAGACCGAUUCUUGUCAGGUAUUUAUGAAAAGACUGGUUAUGUAUGGCAAGAGAGAGCAGAGAAGUCCCAAACUUCCCCUGUCUUUAUUUUUUAUCACCUUAGUUGCUGAGUGGGUUCCCCCACCUGGCUUCGAGUACAGAUACCAGGAGAGAGGAAGGCUAGGGAAGGGGAAUGGUUGAGCCUGGGGGUAAUCUUAGGGGGUAAUCGUAAACUAAUCCUGCCCGACAGACCCAGAUGAGGACCUGUUUGGGGCAGUGGGGGAGAAGAACGCUGCUAACUGAAUGGUUCUUUGUUUUGAGCGGCAGAAGUGGGUUGUGAUGACUCGGGAGGCAGCAUUCAUAACAGUCCAGUGCAUUUCUGUCUUCUCCCGCCUGGACGCCAGUAGGGUCAGGCCGGAGAUGUGGGGCGGUAGAUAAACAUUCAUUUUACAGAUGCACUUUAGUUUUUGGUCUCUUCACCUGUUCCCCGAAAUCUGUAGCCUUCCAGCCAGGGACAGGUGACCAAACCUGCAAGACCUCUGAUUCCCUCCAGCUUGCUUGGUGGUGAGUGUGGGAGGCCAGCACUAAUGGGGAUCACCAGCGCUUUCGCAGGGCGCUGCCGCAGGGCACUGGCGGAGAAGGGCAGGCAGCCUGGAGAGCACUUGUGGCUCCGGCUCUUCACAGGGCUUCCGUGGCAGGGGCCUGAGCCAUCAACAGCUCAUUGCCGGGAGGAUACCAGUUUUGGCUCUCCCAUGCACAAGCAGCACACAGUUUGACCCAGCGGCUGCUGGUUCGCAGUGCACCAUAUCACCGUGCCACCCUGAGAAGCGGUUCCCAGGGAGUGUGUGUAUUCCUGGAGUGGCGCACUGCCCGGAAUGGCUGGCUUCUGCAGAGGAUGCUACCCUCUGACUAGCUACCGCCUCCAGCCUCUGGCUUGAGAACUUUUAAUAAAGGGACUUCCUUCCCAUUAAACGCCCAAUCGCCCUCUCCGUAAAUUUGUUGAUUCUCUCCAAGGCCUGAGAAUCUUCAGUUACAUCUCUUGAAGCCAAACUCCACCUCUUGUGCUUUUUUGCUUGGGAUAAAGGAGUUUUUCUUUAGAAACAGUGCCAAGAAUGACAAGAUCUAAAAAAACAACUUUUAAAGAAAAUGCCUAACAGGUUUUUAAUACAGUAAUCACUGUAAUUAUAACUUUCUCUUCUAGUUCCUUGGUUUUCAGCUCAGGCUGCAUUCUCUAACUCAUACUGUGAAGACAAAGGUGUUUUUGAUUCAGAAAUAUAUGAAAUCUACAUAGUCUUAAUUUGUAAAAAAUAAAGAAAAUUCUUUAACCUUU
Molecule: messenger RNA, 2969 nt
Organism: Callorhinus ursinus (northern fur seal)
Lineage: Eukaryota; Metazoa; Chordata; Mammalia; Carnivora; Otariidae
Gene: TMBIM6
Product: transmembrane BAX inhibitor motif containing 6
Biological process (GO): negative regulation of RNA splicing; negative regulation of endoribonuclease activity; cellular response to unfolded protein
Cellular component (GO): mitochondrial membrane
Molecular function (GO): enzyme binding
Source: RefSeq, a predicted model, not a curated record